UCACAUAUUCUUGUUAUUGAUCACCCCCUUGUACCGGCAGCUUAUACCUAUACCCACUUAUUUCACGCUCUGCUUUAUAUAGUUUGCGCAUUCGAUUAAUACAAUACUUUUGCGUAUUCCGUCGGAUUUAUAUUACCCGCAGAUAUUCAAAGGAUUUUUACAAACAAAGUUCGCAAUAUACAUUUUUUGAUCGAUGCGUAAUACUUGAGAACUGUAUAAGAUAAUGCACGAAUUGUAUCACAGAGAAACACUUUCUUUCACACACGCAUAACACGUCCGGUCUAAGGACUAUCUAGGUCUCUCGAAGCAAAUCGAUCGUUUCGUGAUUUGUUGCAUCAUUGAUGUAUCACGGAAAUUUUAUGCAUUCCGGAUAAAUUUAGAGUUGCAAUGUGUUUUUUUCCGCUUCAUUCUUGUUACAAGUAUAGACUCUUUUCGCUCGUACUCGGGGUCAAAUUUGGAUGUGUAAUAAAUUAUGCGGAAGAAAAGAAAGAGAGAGGGAGAGAGAAAAAGAAAGAGAGAGAGAGAGAGAGAUGAGAGAGAUGGAAAAGUGCCAUUGAGCGGACCGAAUGCGAGAAUAUUAAUGCACUUAUAAAUAAACCAGAAGGAAAAAUCCAGCGCGAAGCGCGUAGAGCACAGCAUGCGCGUUUCUGUACGUUACCGGCCAAGAAACCACGGUAGGAUGCCGUACGGUUAACUUCGGCUCUCGCGCUCUCCGCGUUUGACGAAGCUUUUAUAUACAAACCGGCGCGAUAUCGUCGUCGUCGUCGUCGUCGUCUUCCUUUCUCUCGUUUUGUUGCUCCCCGUGGUUUCCGCGUUUUCUCACACGUUCCUCUUCUCGAACGGACAUAUAUAAUAUGAGUCUGCAGGCGCAACGAUGCGUAAAAACAUGGGACGAUCUCGUCGGUAUUUGUCAGAACAGCGCCUAGUUCGCGAUGAAGUAGUGAUUCUGUGCGAGCAACGUGGCUUUUCUCUAUCCGGAGAUUAAACACUCCGCGUUGCGGUUGAUCGAAACGGUCGAGCGAAAACCGAGACGUGCACCGAGUGACAAGCGAGUGGAAAUAGGAUCGUUUGAUUACGGGAUAUGAUCUCUGUAACAUGACAGCGCUUGUACAUGUUCGUACACUUUAGCUACGGAAUCGUACGGCAUAUAAAUAUCUCACAUGUGUUUUUUAUGGCCUCGACAAGCUGAAAUAAGUUCAAAGAGAUUCUCAAAGUAAACGUUUUGAUGUUAUGGCCGUAACGAACUGACGAAUCAUCUAAAUAAAAAAAUAUUAAAAAAAAAAAAUGUAGAGAUCUCGCGAUGGAUGACAACAUCCGCUACUGUGAAUCUUACGCUGCGCGUAAUAUCUUGGAAGCAGACACGUUAGAAAAUAUUGAGCGAUGCUGAAAAACUCGCCCAAGUCGGCAAUGGCUUCGACCGAGUGUCCGAUACCAUCGAGUCCUGGUCCUGGAAGUCCUCUGGGUUUCGAAACAACAUCAAGACCGCGCAAGAAACUCUCGUUCAAAAUGCCGGAGACUUUCAGUUGGAAAAUGCGCAAGUCGUUGACACGACCGAGAUUGAUACACGCGCAAAAUAGCUUCGAUCUCAGCUUUGACGAAAAUCCAUUCGAGGAGGAAAACGAGAAUCUCGACGAGCUCGAGAGUCAAGCAAUGAGAGUGGUCAGAACAGUUGGCCAAGCUUUCGAAGUGUGCCAUAAAUUAAGUAUAAACAACACUACGGAAGAUCGUGAUCGAGGAGACAAAGACGGGGGGGAGAAUCAUGGCGAGAAUUACGGUGAUGUUUACGAGGACCAAGAUGAAAUUCCUAAUGAGCAGCAACAACCUUCUCCGUCACCAGUACAUAAAGACAUAUCAUUGUUAGGAGAUACUGAAGAUUUGGUUCCCGAGCAAACAUCCGUCACCUGUCUGCUUCGAUCACACGAUGGACCGGCGACAACGACCUCUACCUCACCAGUUAGACAGUCGCCAUCGGGCACGGUGACCUCCGAGUGUGGAGGUUUAUUGGCGGGAGGCGAAUUAACAGCCCUGAAACAUGAAAUACAGCUUCUACGUGAACGUUUGGAGCAGCAGAGUCAACAAACCAGAGCUGCCGUUGCCCAUGCGCGACUUCUUCAGGACCAGCUGGCGGCGGAAACGGCAGCACGCGUCGAAGCUCAGGCGAGGACACACCAACUUCUAGUGCAAAAUAAGGAAUUGCUAGAACAUAUCAGUGCGUUAGUGAGUCAUCUGAGGGAGCAAGAACGUGUUUCUGGCAGCCACGUCACCUCGCAGUCACAAAUACCGACGUCUGCGUCCAUGCAACAAAGUGCACCGGUUUCUGACUUAUCAAAUCUCGGCCAGUGCCAAAGGACCGGUGGACAAAAUUCGCCAUGGGAAUUGGAUUCGUCGACUUUUCCAUAUUCGUAUCCACCGGAAUCGCUCUAUCCGGGCACUCUUGGCGCUAUGGGAAUCCAGGGCAAUAACGCCACCGCGGAUCAAUUACAAUUUCAAACGCAACUGCUGGAAAGGCUGCACAACCUGAGUCCGUUUCAGCCUCAGAGAUCACCUUAUAACACACCGUCGCCGUAUGCGAUGGGUCCGAGUUUGCUUCUACCUCCCUGCGGUGGACCAACAAAUUCAGCCCAACUAUCUCCAAAUUCUGCUUCUCUACGAAUCUCUCAGCCGAACAGCUUUACUUCAUCGCCAGUCAUGGCUCAUAAACUCGACAACUACGUGACAGAUAAUUUGGACGCGCAGCAACCUGCUUUCAUAAGACCUUUGCCGUGUAACGACAGAAACGUAAUUCAUUCGACAGCAACCGACGUUAAAGUCAAGCAAGAACUUUUUAAUCCGCAAGAUGGAUCUUGCGACAUACCGCCAAUAAUUCUAGAUCCUCCGCCUCAGGGUAAACGCAGUGAUAACGAAAUGAAGAAAUCAAAUCCGAAAAGAAAUUCAAAUGUGAACACGCAGAACAAUAAGAACAAUAUACAAAAUCCGAAAACUUUGGCCACCAUUUUGCGAACUUCCGGUCCACCGCCUUCUCGCACAACUAGCGCUCGAUUACCAUCUCGUAACGAUGUGAUGAGCGAAAUGCAACGAACCACCUGGGCUCGUCACACAACCAAAUGACUGGAUCUAACAAUGCAUGUAUAUGCGUUGCAACGGUCUUGCCGCUAUAUGUAGAUAAAAUUUGAUUUGAAGUCGAGUGGAAGAUUUAGAGUUUCCAAAUAUAUUCUAGUAGUUAUAAAUUAUACGAGAGACAACAAUUGGCGUGAUUUGAAGAACUUUUAUAAUUUAUAAACGGAUAACAGGGUUUGCAUUUCCUUCUCGAUCGCUCAACUCUAAAUGUCAAUUUUUAAUGGUGUAAAAUAAUGUAAGCUCUCUCCUUCUCAUUUACACUUGAAACCGGAUCUCUUCUAACAAACCGCCGAUCGAACAAAUCGCCAAAAAAACAAAUUCGUUGCCAAUAAAGAAAGUUUGAAAAUAUUUUUUUACAACACGCUUUUAUCAGAAAAUUUCUAGGACUCUUCGUUAUAGAAUUAAUAAAUCAGUGGUAGAUGCAAUAAGACUCGUGUGAAAAAUAUAAAAGUCACCAAAUCGCUUUUGUAUUUUGGCUUCAUCUUGCGGAUACCAUCAAUGGAAUGUUUGUAUCAUACUCAAUUGGAACAAUAAUUGCGCGUUUGCGAAGAAAUGAAUUGCAAUAUGUAAUUUGUACAAUUAUCGCGAUACUCUUCUAUCUAUCGAAAGCUGAUGGACUUGAUGGACUUGUGCCAAAAAAAUACCAUUUAUCCAAAGAGUUUAUUUUCAUUUAUAUUUUUAAGUAAUGUAAAUAAAAAUACA
Molecule: messenger RNA, 3819 nt
Organism: Pseudomyrmex gracilis
Lineage: Eukaryota; Metazoa; Arthropoda; Insecta; Hymenoptera; Formicidae
Product: carboxyl-terminal PDZ ligand of neuronal nitric oxide synthase protein
Exons: 8
Coding region: 1381-3108 (575 amino acids)
Molecular function (GO): nitric-oxide synthase binding
Source: RefSeq, a predicted model, not a curated record